Molecule: messenger RNA, 459 nt
Organism: Nannizzia gypsea CBS 118893
Lineage: Eukaryota; Fungi; Ascomycota; Eurotiomycetes; Onygenales; Arthrodermataceae
Exons: 2
Coding region: 1-459 (152 amino acids)
Source: RefSeq, a predicted model, not a curated record
AUGACGGCCUUUUGGGCAACAAGGAAGAGGGCAAUAAAAAAAAGAAACAACAGGAAAAAACAACCAGUCGAGAGACUACUAACGAUAUGUAAGAUGCUGAUUGAAGAUUUGAAGAAUCAACAAGACGAAAAGAGAGGCAGAAGUUGGCCUGGCUCAUCCAAUAAAGACGGCUGGCCGGCGAUGACUUACAGCCCUUCCCGCCUGCAGAUAAUCAAAUCACAGCGCGCUACGUACGGGGCUAGCCUGGGAUCCCUUGCCUUGAGUGAGUCUCUGUCGCGCAGUCUCUCGCUGCUGAUGGGUUUCCUGCGAGACGACAGAAAUCCGACAUGUCCAAGAGAAAAGGCUUUUGGCUUGAUACAAUUGACUUUUCACGGAUCCACGGGCGAGAAGGAGAAAUGGACGAAGCGAAAGGCUGGGACGGGAUCAGGGGCAAAGGCACAGGGAAGGGAAGGGACCUGA